AUGUCUGGGCCAGAUGCUAUAGAUGACAUCUUGCUAAUUCUGGAGUGUCUUGUACUCUUUAUGAACUUGUGUGAGCGAGGGUAUAAGGCCUACAAGGCCUACAAAGCCAGGAAGGAAGAGAAGCAAAGGAUGAAGGCUUGGAUGGCGUGGAAUGGGGACAGCUUGGACAACAGUAGUCCGCGGAUGGGUUGGGAAGCAAACUCUUGCCGGAUGUCACAUCUCCACCAUCAAAAUGGGCAAGGAGAUUGA
Molecule: messenger RNA, 249 nt
Organism: Fusarium oxysporum Fo47
Lineage: Eukaryota; Fungi; Ascomycota; Sordariomycetes; Hypocreales; Nectriaceae
Exons: 2
Coding region: 1-249 (82 amino acids)
Source: RefSeq, a predicted model, not a curated record